AGUUUGAAGAUGACCAAAGUAAACACAAGCACGUGUUUAUAUUCUAUUUAUAUAAAAAAAAAGUUAUAUAACUGUAUAAAUUUAACAAUGAAUUGAAAUCUCGUUGAGAUUUCUCCAGAAAAGAACUGGAGGCAAUGUUGUGUUGCGAGAGUAAGAACGGGUUUCACAAAGAGAAAGCAUUUAAAUGAACCAAUGCUAACAGCAAAGACCGCAAGAACAGUGUCUUCGUUGGUAACAGUGGUCCUCCUAAGUAGAGUUCAAGUGAUACAGACACCACGAAUAGUCAGAAAUCAGCAUACAACUGAUAAAAAAAGUGAAGUCUUAACAAUGAACAUACAAAAAGCAAAAGAAGAGACCCUGUGGGGUAUGUUUAUAGCUGAUGCUUUGGCUAUGCCAGUACACUGGUACUAUAACCCUGAGGAUAUUAAAGAUGGUUAUGGAGGAUGGCUGACAGGAUACAGGGAACCAGAAAAAAACCACCCAUCCAGUAUACUUACUCUAUCAGCAGUUGAUGGGAGCGGCAGGAGUGGAUGGGGCAGUAAAACAAAACCAGUAAUUGGUCAUGUGAUUCUACACAAUAAACUUAAAUACUGGACCAGUAGGGAUCAGUCUGUACAUUAUCACCAAGGUAUGAAAGCAGGGGACAGCACUCUAAACAGUUUGACAGCUUUAGAGUGUUUAAAGACUAUGUCAAGAGUGGAUCCUAAUUCCAUUAUGCCAUCACGUGAUUUACGAGGCAUGGUUUUGGAGGACUAUGUAAAGUUUAUGACUACACCUGGUACACAUAAUGACACCUAUGCAGAAUCUUUCCACAGAUCAUUCUUCAAAGACUGGGUUUUAGAGAAUCAGCCCCCUAAAACUGCAGAAGAUCUUUUAGUAUGGACUGAAAACAGGUUCAAGAGUAAAUCAGGACAUUCUGACUCCCAGCUGAUUGUGAUAGGUGCUUUAGUCCCAGCAGUACCAUGGGUUGUCCAUUAUGCAGACAAACCAGAGGAUGAUUGUGUCAAGGCAACAAUAGAUAUCAUUAAGUUAACACACCCUGAAGAAUCUUUGAUACCAUAUAUUGAAAUCUAUGCACGUCUUUUACAUAGAGUAUUAAAUGGAAAGGAUCUGACUGAGGAAGUCAAGAAUUUUAUUGGCCAUAAAAAGCUAGGAGGAUCACCAAAAAGAAAGAUAGUGGAAACAUUGCUUGAAAAAGCCAAAGAGUAUCCAUUUGGAUCAGAGAAACGUUUACAGAUAUAUCAGAUGGCAACUGGCCGAUUAGGAUCAGCCUGCUACAUAGAGGGUGCUUUAAGUAGUAUGAUGUUUCUAGCAUUAGAAUUUGCAGAUCAUCCAAAUGAAGGGCUGUUGGCCAAUGCUAAUUGUGGUGGUGAAAACUGUCACAGAGGAGCAGCUUUAGGAGCACUGCUAGGAGCUUCAGCAUCAUGGAAAGGGAAACCGAUUUCUGAUAAAUAUAAAGAACAUCUAGGAUCAGCCAAACCACAACUUGUUCAGAUAUUAGAUGCUAUGCAAUCAAAAAUGUAACAAAGUUUCAGCUUGGACAGUUUGUUGCUGUAUAAUGCUAGUAAUUUAUUUUCAGUAUCUACCUAUUUUUAUUGGAUUUUAUAAGCUAUUGCUUAUGAUAUAAUUAUUUAUUGCAACCUUUAAGCAUAGAUUGAUAUGUAGUUACUUUAUAUUGAUGUAUUAUGUUUGUGUAGAUAAUUCAGUCCCAUUAUGCAGAUUCCAAAGUCCAAAAGAGGUAACAAUCAAUACCUCUCAGACUCUUUUGUUUUUUAUUGAUAUAUUUGGUUAUACAUUUUUUAUUCUUUCAAAGUUUAAUCUGAAAUACCUCAUUUCAUUUUAUGUAGUAUAGAAAAACGUAUUAAUCAUAGAUAUAUAUGUACAAGUAUCAUUGCACAAGUCUUUAGACUUUUCUAUAUAUAAAACAUUUUGACAAUCAAUGAAGUCAUCAUUCAAAAUAUAAUUUAUAUUUUUGUCAUUUCAUACUGAUGUCUAUAUAAGACUGUUAUACUCUGUUCUUUUGUGACCUCUUAUAAUUAGUAAUUCUUUGAAAUCUCACAUGCACAAAUGUCCUGUUUCUGUUUAAGG
Messenger RNA from Mytilus californianus (California mussel), 2088 nucleotides. RefSeq lists its product as uncharacterized. The record is from RefSeq and is a predicted model, not a curated record. The coding region runs from base 193 to 1524 and encodes 443 amino acids. The transcript is spliced from 8 exons. Lineage: Eukaryota; Metazoa; Mollusca; Bivalvia; Mytilida; Mytilidae.